Aspergillus homomorphus CBS 101889 is the source of this 939-nucleotide messenger RNA. RefSeq lists its product as uncharacterized. Gene Ontology annotation, cellular component: nuclear RNA-directed RNA polymerase complex. Lineage: Eukaryota; Fungi; Ascomycota; Eurotiomycetes; Eurotiales; Aspergillaceae. Gene Ontology annotation, biological process: regulatory ncRNA-mediated heterochromatin formation. The transcript is spliced from 4 exons. Bases 1 to 939 code for a protein of 312 amino acids. The record is from RefSeq and is a predicted model, not a curated record.
AUGGACAAGGGUACGCGGUUGUAUAGCCGUCUGGCCCGUCUCUACCAGUCCGCCUUGGCUUCCGCCCGCCAGCAGCACCGUGGGCUGGAUCUGUCUGGUGUUCGGGUCUGUACGGUGGACGGGUACCAGGGGACCGAACGAGCUAUCAUGUUCUUCGACAUGGUGGUUACGGACCGCAUCGGCUUUGUCAAGAACGCGAACCGCCUUUGUGUCGCCUUGAGCCGUGCGCAGGUCAAUCUGUACGUUCUUGCCAGCGACGGUGCAAUGCGACAAGGCUUGGCGAAGCGGCGUAAGAACAAGGACCCCUGUACUCUUGCACGGUUGUUGACUUAUGUGCAGAAGAAGAGCUGGGUGACGAGAGUGGCAUCACUCAGCCAGACCGGCGACUACUCUGUCAGUGCCUAUGUCGACAUACUCAACCAGGAGAAUCUUGAGAUCCCAGGCAUGGCAAUUGGCUGGGAUGACAUUGAGAUGAUGGAUAGCACGAAGAUGCCGAGGCAGGGCAGAUGGCCAUGGCCGAACCCAAUGAUUCGAGUCUCAUUGCUCCGUCUGACGGCUGAUAGCGGUUUGACGUCACGGUGCAGGUGCAUUCGUUCUGAGGGCGGUCAUCGGUCGGGUGCCUUUGCGCGGGCGGUUCGCGAUGCGAGGACGCUGACGCGGCUUGCUUGGCGGUUGAGGUUGACGGAUCCCGAGGUCGAUGAUAUUGUCGAACGUGAUGAGCAGCUGUACAGCGGCAGCACGACCGAUAACGGGCACGAGACUGGCAUCGUCAAGCCGCGAGUGCUCCGGCGCGUGGUCCUGCUCUCAUUCUCACCUACGCUCGAGCGCUUCGUCGACCGAGUCUCCGAUGAGGAUAACCGGACGGAUACCCUCCGAGACCACAUGGCACUGAACGAGAGAUUUGUCAAGUUGAACACCAAGAAUCUGUUGUGGAUGUAG